UAAGAGGACGUGUAAAAAGCACUAACAAAUAUGCACUUUGCCUCCUCUACUCCAUUUGAUAUUCUCACCCUUUUUAAGCCCCCAUCAAUGUGGUCCUCAAACUCGAACCUUGUUAAUCAAAUGAACCCAAACACCCUACAACUACCUAUGGCAUGGACAAAUGACCCUUCCCAUGUCCACACAAAGCCUCAUCUUUGGCACUUAUCAUUCUACUGGGGUAGGAACACUUACUUUCUCUUCCCAAAUUGGCCUGGAAAUAAUCGAACAAUGUACGGUUUGGGUAUCAUUUUCGUCUUUGUUUUGGCUAUUCUUGUUGAGUUUUUCUCCAACUUGAAGUUGGUUAAACCUGGCUCGAACCGGGGUGCAGCGGUUUUCUUCCAAGCCGGAGUACAAGCGAUUCGAGCCGGGUUUGCUUAUAUGGUUAUGCUUGCUGUUAUGUCAUACAAUGGAGGAGUUUUUAUUGCUGCUAUUUUGGGACACGCUGUUGGUUAUGUGGUUUUUGGAAGUCCAAUUUUCAAAAAGGAUAUGGAUAGAUGAUCCAUGGGCCAUUUUAUGAGGAAAAUAUGUGAAGUAAGAGGUUGUUAGGAGCCGUUUGGUGUGCGGGAUAAAUGGAUAUCUAAGAUUAAGUCUUGAUAAAAUUUAUAUCGCAUUUGGUACUAAUAAAUUUAUAUUGUCUAUCAAACGUGAGAUCGAUCUUAUCUAGACUUAAUCCUGGGAUAUCCGACCUUAUCUCAUCCAGUUUGAGAUUAUUUUAUUCCAUUUCUCAGGUGGGAUUAAUUAGUCCCAAGAAUUAUUAUAAUCCUAAAAUAAUUUAGUCCGCAUACCAAAUGAUUCAUUACAGUAAACUAAUAAUUUUGUUCUAUUUUCUGUUUCGAGUUUCUUGAUUUGUUUUGCCUGAAUGCCAUUCUUUGAAAAAGGAAAUGUAAAGCUUAGAUCUAAUAAAUGAAUAAUUUUUUCUUCAUUGU
This is a messenger RNA of Capsicum annuum, 965 nucleotides long. Its product is annotated as copper transporter 4. The record is from RefSeq and is a predicted model, not a curated record. Gene Ontology annotation, cellular component: plasma membrane. The transcript has a single exon. The coding region runs from base 31 to 537 and encodes 168 amino acids. NCBI's taxonomy places the organism in Eukaryota, Viridiplantae, Streptophyta, Magnoliopsida, Solanales, Solanaceae. Gene Ontology annotation, biological process: copper ion transmembrane transport; intracellular copper ion homeostasis. Gene Ontology annotation, molecular function: copper ion transmembrane transporter activity.